UUUCAGCCAUGGUUGCUGCUUCCGCUACCCGGAACAUGCUCCAAUCAUAUGGAAAACGUGGAAUUUACGUUUCACUUGCUGUCGCUGUCGUCUCGACUGCCGCAUUCAACGCAUUUUACGUUUGGCCACGUCACAACAAAUAUGAAGAGUUUUUCGCAAACUACGAUUCGUACACUCGAAUGAAAGAGAUUUGUUCUGCUAACAAGGGGUACAUGCAUACUUGUCCAAAGGAAUUGGCGAAAUUGUACGAAGAGAAAGGGAAAGUUGUUGCCGAGCACUAAAUGUUUGAUAAAUUAUUCAUAAUAAUACAAGUCAAUAAAGUCUAUCAUUUCUUU
Molecule: messenger RNA, 335 nt
Organism: Caenorhabditis elegans
Lineage: Eukaryota; Metazoa; Nematoda; Chromadorea; Rhabditida; Rhabditidae
Product: Mitochondrial cytochrome c oxidase subunit VIc/VIIs domain-containing protein
Exons: 2
Coding region: 9-281 (90 amino acids)
Cellular component (GO): mitochondrial inner membrane
Source: RefSeq, marked reviewed